AUGUCUGUACCAAAGGUGACAAUCAACGACCUCUCCGAUGCUAUCGAGGCAGCAACUAACCCCAGUGUCAAGACAGUUUUAGAGGGAAUUCUUAAUGACUGGAUGGAUCUUCAAUAUGGCAAGAGUACACCAUACACAACGGGAAAGACAGUGCUUCCAGUCAGUUCAACGAUAGAAGAUGUAGAAACAGCAGUAAACAGUGAUGCGGAUCAGAAAUUCAAAGAUAUCUUUGGAAAAAUCUGCGAUACCUACAAAACUGGUGAUUUGUCACCACAGUCUGUGAAUGAUGGUAGUUGGGAUCCAAAAUUCACUCCUGUAUUCGUUUUCGUUUCUGGUAAUCCUUAG
Pieris macdunnoughi is the source of this 345-nucleotide messenger RNA. NCBI's taxonomy places the organism in Eukaryota, Metazoa, Arthropoda, Insecta, Lepidoptera, Pieridae. The record is from the annotation of a GenBank genome assembly.